This is a messenger RNA of Parastagonospora nodorum SN15, 765 nucleotides long. RefSeq lists its product as hypothetical. The record is from RefSeq and is a predicted model, not a curated record. The coding region runs from base 1 to 765 and encodes 254 amino acids. NCBI's taxonomy places the organism in Eukaryota, Fungi, Ascomycota, Dothideomycetes, Pleosporales, Phaeosphaeriaceae. The transcript has a single exon.
AUGACUGCUCCAGCACAGAGCUACUUUGCUUCUGUCAACGCUCAAAACACUGCCGCAUGUAAGGCUGUCAGCACGCCUGUAUCGAGUGGCUUAUCAGACGGCGCGAAGGCUGGUAUUGGUGUUGGUAUACCCGUGGCUCUCGCUGUGAUUGGCGGGAUUGUAUACCUUCUGAUCAAGGCGGGCAUAAUCGGGGGCGCAACUGCAGCAUCUACCUCUGCCCCAGCAUGGUCAGGUGUCGUUGGAGCUGGUGCAGCAGGGGGUGCUUCCGCCGCGGGCAACACUGCUCCAGCAUGGUCAGGCGUCACUGGAACAGGCGGUGGAGGAAGUUCAGCGCCAGCAUGGUCGGGCGUCACUGGCGGAGAGAGUUCAUGGAAUGGUGUAGCAGGAUCCGCUCACGCUCCCCCACCAGCGCAUCCUAUGAGCAACAUUCCCCCCGUCUUAAUUGCAGGAGCCUUAAGGCGGAGCAGCAGCAGUGAGAGGGUGAACACCACUUACCAUCAAUCUUCACCCGUUCACUUGCCCACACCCGGCUAUCAGUGCCAGCCACCACUUAGAAGUGUAUCACCGCCCGAGUCUUACCAAAACCGCCAGCAACCGGUUAGACACGCGAGCGAGCUGUCAGCAGAUGGGGCGAGCAGUCCCCGAACCGAGCUUUCUGCUAUCAGUGCCUAUUAUGGACAUGAAAUGUAUAGCGCACAGAGGCAUGAGGCACCGACUAGAGAUGAGGAGCAUCCGCGGGAGCUUCCAGCUUACAGGCAUUAUUAA